GAGAGCUACGCGCGAGUAGUGAGUUUCGCCUCCAUCUAUAAACAACGGUGUAAUGGACGCCUCGAAGAGGCAGGAAUGGGGACUUCAUUUCGGACCCGAUGGCAAACGGGGAGGAAUUUCUAUCAUAUUUGACAAAUACAUAAAACAUGGUCACCGUUUGUUUGUCUUGUUUUAGGAAGACGUUGUUAAAAUAGCAGCGUAAGUCUGUUUUCUUGUUGAUUACAAGAGAAUCGUCGAGAGAGCUGACGAGCUAGCGUUAGCUAGCUACAUAGCCAGCUAGCUGCUUGGCUAACCUAACGUUAGGCCCUUUUGGGUUUUGUGACUUGUCAGUUUCACAACCCCACUUGACGUUUCAACUCGCUUUUCAACUUUCGAACUCAUUUCGACGGAUCGCACUCCGUAUGCCCUGGAAAGUUAUCGGGGAAAAAGGACAGCGUUCAUAAAAGGGAAAAGAGUUGUGGGAAGGCUGCUUCACUGCUGAUGGACACAUAGGAACUGCUGUGUGUGUCUACAGUUCCUCUCCUACGUGGGCCGAUCACGAUGAAGAGUGAGGUCCCGUCUGACGCACGCCGCAAACAGGAGACCCUGAAGGGGCCUCUGGGAAACCCCGAGCCCAUGGAGACGGCCAAGAGCUAUCCAGCUGAGGUGGAAGUGAUUGGCAAGGCGGGCAGCGAGUUCGCCCCGCUGUGCGCUGACGCUCGUCACCGGCCCCUGCGAGAGACGGGCCGCAGAGACUCAGACAGAGGCCUGGCGAGCCGCAAGAAGCGCAAGAGCCAACAGGCGGGGCCAUCGGACUGCUCCUUCAAGGAAGGGCGUGUCGGUGAGACCGCGCUUGCGCCUCCGCGCCACAGGGCGGCGCUGCUGGAGCCGCGGAGCGAGGACGAACGGCAGCCCGAGUCCUCCUUCAGUGACUGUGCCUCCUCGCCCUCCUCAAGCUUGCGCUUCGGUGAUUCAGACACCCUCAGCUCGGAGGAGGACAGGGGCCUGGCGGUGGGACCAGCGACCGGGCGGCAGCCGCCGCUGACCCACGUGAGGGCGUCGGCCCCAGCCUCGGCUGGGUCUGCUGGUGCCGGCACAGGCCCGGCUAUGGGCAUCCGGCCCCUGCUCAGCCGGCCCCGCGCCGGCCGCUCGCACAAGUGGGCGCGGCUGGAGCCAGAGGCCAGCCACGUGAAGCGGCCGUGCCUGGGCCCGCGUCGGGCACUGAGCCGGAAGCGCUUCGCCAAGGGCGGGGCGGGGGGCGGAGCUCCACGCACCCCGAAGCAGAAGGAGCGCCUGCUGCUUCAGAGAAAGAAGAGGGAGGUGAUCGCGCGCAGGAAAUACGCGCUCCUGCACAGCACAAGCAGCUCCAGCGAGGAGCUCACCUCCGACUCCUCCUCGUCCUCUUCCACGGAGGGGGAGGAUGAGCUCUAUGUGGGCGUGAGCAGCAGCGGCGGGAGUCAAGCAAGUGGCAAUGCCGUGGCCUCAGGUGUGUUGGAUGAAGACGUGGUGGUGAUCGAGGCCACGCCUGCGCCUCCUGUCCCAGCCAAUGAGGAGAUCAACGUCACCUCGACAGACAGCGAGGUGGAGAUCGUGGGGGAUGCCUUCAGGCCGCGGUCAGUGGGGGGUCAUGGUAGGAUGCACUGGGGCCCGAGCUGCUCUCAGAGUCGGGCUCAGGAGGGCCGAGGGCGCCACCGCCUGUCCACUGUCAUCCAGCCCCUCAGGCAGAGCGCCGGCGAGGUGGUGGACCUCACCGUGGACGAAGAUGAUCUCUCAGUUGUGCCAACCACUUCAGACAGCGUUCACUCGCAGCCUGCCAGCUCUUCAUCCUCCUCUUCCUCGUCUCUCCACGCCUCUACCUCAGACGCGGCCCAUGAGCCCCCGGGGCCGUCCGCCAGCUGCCCCGCCAUGGUGGCCGACCGUAUGCUGGAAGCUCACUCCCACGCUGGGGUCCCGGGGCCCAGCACCACCGCCACUGCCGCAGAGGACGGGAGGAGGGGACCGUUAGGCGACAACGGAGGAGUAGCGAUGCCCAGGCUGCCGUCCUGCUGCCCACAGCACUCGCCCUGUGGCGGGCCCUCCUCGGGUCACGUGACCCUCGGCCACGCCCACCUGGGGUGCAUGCAGGCGGGGCCGGCGCAGCCGCCCGGCCCGCAGCAGCCCACCACCUCCCAGCACGCCCACGGCCACUCGCACCACUUCCACCACCACCACCACCACCACGCAGGCCCCGCCCCCUCCUCGCUGGCCUUCCCCGAGCCCAGCUGCCCGUUGGAGAGGCCCACCGCUGUGACGGCCCCCUGUGGCGCAGUGGGCGGCAGCGGCCAAUACCACGACCAGCAGACUCUGCCUGUGGAUCUCAGUAGCAGUGCUGUGCGGAGCGGCGGCUCCAGCAGCGCGACCUUCGGCGGCGCCUCCGCCUUCGACCCGUGCUGUCCAGGCUCCACCUCGCGUCCUCCGGCCUACGUUUCCCAGGCUGCACCGGGGCCCAGCCAGCCCAACGUGGUGGAGUCGUUCAGCCCGGCCAUGGUGGCCCAGCCGCAGCCCCAGCCUCAGCUCUCGUCCUGCAGGCACUACAUGCAUCCUUCCUACGGCCCCCUGGCACGUUCCUUGCACCACCAGUCCUCCUCAUCCUGCCCCCACACGCAUGCCAGUGCCCCGCCCCCUCCUCAGCCCCCACCGCAGGGCGACUACGUCAUCCCCCACCCUGUGCUCCCCUUCCACGCACCUCUGCCCUCCCACGGGCCCGCCCACGCCGUGCCGCCCGCCCCGCCCCCUCCUCUCCAGCCCCAUCACCUCUCGGGUUCCGGUGCCCCGCUACCCCAGCACCUGGCCCCCGAGCACCAGGCCCUGCCGCACCACCUGCCUGUGCUGGGCCCCAACCCUGUACAGAGGCUCCAUCAGCACGAGAUCCUGCAGCGGAUAGAGGUGCAGAGACGCAGGAUGAUGCAGCACCCGACCCGAGCACAUGAAAGGCCCCCCCCACACCCGCACAGAAUGCACCCCAACUACGGCCAUGGACACCACAUCCACGUGCCACAGACCAUGUCGUCACACCCCCGCCAGACCGACCAGAGGACCACGUGGGAGCUGGGCAUAGAGGCGGGCGUGACCGUAGCCCCGUACCCUUCAGGACAUCUACACACCCAUCUUCCCCACUACCAUCCCCCGCCCAGACUGCACCACUUCCCCAUCCAGCUGAUGCACACUGGCAUGCCUGAAGUCACCUAUCCGCACAUUCGCUACAUCUCAUCCAGAAUGACUGGAUUUGGCCGAACCUAUGAGGAUCUGCUGCAUUUAGAGGAACGUCUGGGGACUGUGAAUCGAGGGGCCUCUCAGGGAACUAUAGAGAGGUGCACUUACCCGCACAAGUACAAGAAGAGAAAGCUGCACAGUAAGCAGGAUGAGGAGGAGGGGGCAGAGGAAGACACUGAGGAGAAAUGCACCAUCUGUCUGUCAAUACUGGAGGAAGGGGAGGAUGUCCGACGCCUGCCUUGUAUGCACCUCUUCCAUCAGCUGUGUGUGGACCAGUGGCUCCUCACUAACAAAAAGUGCCCCAUCUGCAGAGUGGACAUAGAGGCCCAGUUAUCCUCUGAAAGUUGAUGCUGUUUUUCUAUGACCUUUUUUGGGGGGUGGUUGUUGUAUCUGGGGUUUUUUUUUUCUUUGCAUUGUUUUCUUUUUUCCCUUCAGUAACACAUUCAACCAAAGAUGGCAUGAAUUUACCUGUGCAGAUCCAAUACUGAAAAAAAGAGAGAGAGAAAAAAAACUUGCGCAAAGAGUGCCAGCUGUCAUAUAGUACCAAUACUGCAAGACUACAUCUCCAUUAAGAGUUUUCAAUUUUAUGGUAUUUAUAAAGCUUUUAUGUAGCUUUUAAUUGUUUUCACAGGUGUCAGUAUAUUAUGUGUUCUUUGUCGUUUUUGUUUUGGGUUUUUUGUUUUGUUUUGCAUGGAUCCUUGCAAUGCAUUUCUUUGCACAUAUAAAUGAUACAGAGCUAGCAGGCUCUAUGGACUUGCGGGCAAGAGUAGCUGCUCUAGUAAAGAAGCAUUUUUAUGUACCUAAUGCCUUGCUUUACUGGAAUAGAAUGUCAACCUCCAUUUUAAAACAUUGCAGGACUAAUUUUAUGGAUUGGUAUAUUGAUUAGUUUUAUGUUUUAGACAAUGUGAUCUGAUUUUUGUUUUUUUGUUUUUUAAAGUGAAUCAAGACAUUCCUUAAUUAGGAAAUAAGAUCAUGCUUAACAGAUGGGCUGCUGUAUCAGUGUUCACCCACCCCCAGCGUUCUCCUCCACCGAGGAACCUCCUCUCACCUUACAGGAUAAGCUUGUGUCCUGCAUAUUCCUCCACACCCUUGGAUUUGACUACACAUCCCCCACACUUUAUGUAGUGUGUUUCUAAAGACCAAAAAACAAAAAAAACAAAAAAAAAAAUCCUGACUGUCACCUCUUUGUUCUGUUUGUCUUUGUGGUCAUGAUAUGUGAUGUUUGAUGAGGGCAGUGUUGGACUGUGCUUCCUCAGUAAACCCUGUCACACCUGGUCAAGUGGGAUCUUGGGCACGUAAGCACAGCGGCCACAAGCCUGGAGGAAUUGAGAAAACGGAGUAUUGAUUAUCAUGGAUUCCUGGACACCCUUGUCUCUCUGCACAUCUCUGAAAUGGACUUUUCCAGACUGAUUUUCUGUGUUUAGAUAUGGUCAUUACAUACACAUACUCUGUCAUGAGUGCAUUCUCUCUCUCUCUCUCUCUCUCUCUCUCUCUCUCUCUCUAGCUGUGCAGCAAACUUAUUUGUUUAUUUUUCUUUUAUUUUCUUUUUUUUGCUGCUGUAAAAGCCUAACACUAAUAUUAUUCUCAACUAGCUAACUUGCAUAUACUUGCACAUGAAAGACAAAAGACAGGAGUGCUUUGAGAAUGAAAGUGCGCUGAGGCCGUGUAUUUCCUCUCUGUUUGCUGAAUUUUUGGGGGAAAAAACUGUAAUAAUUUUGAAUGGAGUGUUGGAAUGCAGUACUUAAUGGCAGGUAUCCAUGCGUUCAUAGACUUAAUGGUCCCAGGAUGAUACUCCAAGGGAUUUACAUUAGUUUUAAAAUAAUAUUAAUAAAGUUAGGUAACACUU
Electrophorus electricus (electric eel) is the source of this 5077-nucleotide messenger RNA. The record is from RefSeq and is a predicted model, not a curated record. Lineage: Eukaryota; Metazoa; Chordata; Actinopteri; Gymnotiformes; Gymnotidae.